AUGGCGUUGAGAUAUGAGAUUUUUGAAGCUCUUUGGGAUAAAGAUGUGUCUACUGAUAUACAGAACAUUAGAAUCAUGUUUUGCUUGGUAUUCAAUAAACCUGUUGCACCCACCUUAGAGCUCCUAAAGAAACUUAGGACCUAUUCUGGGAGCUUUGGUGUCUGUGAUGUUGACAACGAGGAGUCCCUUGAUGAAAAGUAUAAGAAGCUUCGCUGUUGUAACAACCCCUAUCCAUACGUGGUGAAGAAUGAAGAUUCAGGUAGCCCUAGCUGGAGUGCUUCACUCUUUAUGCAGACAAUAGAAGAUGUUGCAAGAGCUGUUGCUGCUGCAGCUGCUGCUGCCACUACUGUUCGUUCACCCCGACCAUAUGUGGUAUUCUCAUCAAAAGAUGACAACGGCAAUAGUCCACUACAUAAACUUCAACACCAAGUUUCUAGAGUACUAAAAGGCUUUUCACAGCCUCCUGAAGUGAAAAGUGGAACUUAUAACCCAGAAGUACUAACUAGCCAAAAGCGUCAAUGGGCAAGCGUCCAAUUGCAGUCCCUGGAUCAUAGGCCUUUAAAAGAGCCAUCAAGGCUUUUUGAGAGCAUGGUGGUUGUUGGACUUCAUCCUAAUUGUGAUAUUCAGGCACUUCAGAAGCAGUACUUCGGGAGAAAGUCUGAAGGUUCAGGUAAAUUUCGAAGUGCAUUAAGUGGUCAGCAUCAGUCUCGUGUAGAGCCUAACCUUGAACCCCAGGUGCUAAUUCUUUUAUGCUAA
Molecule: messenger RNA, 756 nt
Organism: Camellia sinensis
Lineage: Eukaryota; Viridiplantae; Streptophyta; Magnoliopsida; Ericales; Theaceae
Source: RefSeq, a predicted model, not a curated record